AUGCAGUGUGUGAAGAAGUGCCCGUUCGAGGCGAUCAACAUUAUCAAGCUUCCAACCAACCUUGAGAACGAGACGACGCACCGCUACAGUGCGAACAGCUUCAAGUUGCACCGUUUGCCUGUACCCCGUGUCGGCCAGGUGCUGGGUUUGGUCGGUACGAACGGUAUCGGCAAGAGUACUGCCCUGAAGAUUCUUGCUGGUAAGCAGAAGCCGAACCUGGGUCGGUAUGAGGACCCUCCAGACUGGGCUGUGAUUCUGAAGUACUUCCGUGGUUCGGAGCUACAAAACUUCUUCACCAAGGUGUUGGAGGACAACAUCAAGGCUUUGAUUAAGCCCCAAUAUGUCGACAAUAUCCCCCGUGCCUUGAAGACCAAGGCUACGGUCAGGCAACUGCUGGAUAGCAAGACUCAGCGCAACAACAAGGAGGAGGUCAUUGAUGCCUGUGACCUCACCCCUGUUCUGGACCGUGACGUUCAGAACCUGUCGGGUGGUGAGCUGCAGCGUUUCGCUAUUGCUAUGAGCUCGGUGCAGGAUGCCAACAUGUACAUGUUCGACGAGCCGUCGUCCUACCUGGAUGUGAAGCAGCGUCUGAAUGUCGCGCGUACGAUCCGUACGCUUUUGGAUGCUAGCACCUAUGUCAUUGUCGUGGAGCACGACUUGUCCGUGCUUGACUACCUCAGUGACUUUGUCUGCUGUCUCUACGGUGUUCCCAGUGUGUACGGUGUGGUUACUGUGCCGAGUCCCGUGCGCGAUGGUAUCAACAUCUUCCUGGAUGGUUACAUCCCUGCCGAAAACAUGCGUUUCCGUGAGGAGUCACUGAGUUUCAAGAUUGCCGAGACCGCAGACGACAAGGACAUUGAGCGUUCUGCGACGUACCAAUACCCCAAGAUGACCAAGAAGCUUGGCAACUUCGAGCUCUCUAUUGACCCCGGUACCUUCACCAACUCGGAGAUUCUCGUGUUCUUGGGUGAGAACGGUACUGGUAAGACGACCUUUGUCAAAAUGCUUGCUGGCAAGCUGGCGCCUGACACAGGCGUUGACGGCCUCCCGCAACUGAACGUGUCGCUUAAGCCGCAAACCAUUACGCCCAAGUUCCAGGGCACCGUGCGCAUGCUUCUCCUGAAGCAGAUCAAGGCCGCCUUUAUGCACCCCCAGUUCCAGACGGACGUUGUGAAGCCGAUGAGCAUUGAGGCGAUUAUUGACAACGACGUGCAGACCCUCUCGGGUGGUGAGCUGCAGCGUGUGGCCCUGGUGCUGGCCCUUGGUAAGCCCGCCGAUAUCUACCUGAUCGAUGAGCCGAGUGCGUAUCUGGACUCUGAGCAGCGUAUCCAAGCCUCCAAGGUCAUCAAGCGCUUCAUCCUUCACUCAAAGAAGACCGCGAUGAUCAUUGAGCACGAUAUUAUUAUGGCUACUUACCUCGCGGACCGCGUGAUUGUCUACGAGGGCACUCCCUCCAUCAAGGCGCAUGCACGCAGCCCUGAGUCGCUGCUGACGGGUAUGAACUCGUUCCUGAAGACGCUGGACGUCAGUAUGCGUCGUGACCCGACCAACCUCCGUCCGCGUAUCAACAAGCACAACAGUAUCAAGGACAAGGAGCAAAAGUCCAGCGGCCAGUACUUCUUCCUUGAGGACUAA
Molecule: messenger RNA, 1635 nt
Organism: Malassezia japonica
Lineage: Eukaryota; Fungi; Basidiomycota; Malasseziomycetes; Malasseziales; Malasseziaceae
Gene: RLI1
Product: Fe-S cluster-binding ribosome biosynthesis protein
Exons: 1
Coding region: 1-1635 (544 amino acids)
Biological process (GO): translational termination; translational initiation; ribosomal subunit export from nucleus
Molecular function (GO): iron ion binding; ribosomal small subunit binding; ATP hydrolysis activity
Source: RefSeq, a predicted model, not a curated record